Molecule: messenger RNA, 1527 nt
Organism: Clarias gariepinus (North African catfish)
Lineage: Eukaryota; Metazoa; Chordata; Actinopteri; Siluriformes; Clariidae
Gene: ntmt2
Product: N-terminal Xaa-Pro-Lys N-methyltransferase
Exons: 4
Coding region: 325-1161 (278 amino acids)
Biological process (GO): N-terminal protein amino acid methylation
Cellular component (GO): cytoplasm
Molecular function (GO): N-terminal protein N-methyltransferase activity
Source: RefSeq, a predicted model, not a curated record
GCUCAGAUCUCAUCUCUCGUGAGCAUUCAGCUGUCAUGUCUGACCUUGACAAGCCGUUUUGCCUUUCUUCUUGGCAGAUCUUGUCGACGUCUGCGUGUUAGUUCAACCUUAGACCUGAAGCAUGUGAAAUGUUAAUCUGUAGCACCUUACAGCACUCUUGGGAGAAAAAGGACUCUAAUCAGAUUCGUCCAAGCUGCAGGGACACAAACUGCAACACGAAGUACUGAGCACCAAGGCGUCUUUAUAAUCAGACAUCCCGGAGGAAGGGCCUGAGAACGGUGCCAUUUCCACUCACAGGCUUUUACACUCUGAUUGACAUCCAUCAUGGACUUCAGGAGGACGCAUCAAGCUUUUAGGGAACGGUGGGAAAAGACAGAUGAUGAAAUGUGUAAAAACAGCAUGUCCUUUCACCUGCACAAUACGCUCAGGAAGAAGUUCUUCGCCAGCUACCUUUUCCUGCUGGAGCAGAUACCUUUGGUGAAACUAUAUGCCGUGACGUGCGAGUACAUCAAGGGAGAGAAGCAGUUUUAUUACAGGGCCCAAAAUUUUUAUAAAGAUGUCCCUGCAUCAGAGGAAGGAAUGAUGGGUGGUUUUGUUGAGAUCUCUGAGGUGGAUCUGGAGGGCUCCAGACAGUUCCUGAAGAAGUUUGUGGGACCAGGAAAGGCCGGUACCAAGCGGGCCCUCGAUUGCGGCUGUGGGAUUGGCCGGGUGUCGAAAGGUGUUCUGUUUCCUGUCUUUGAAACCAUGGAGAUGCUGGACAUGAUGGAGGAGUUCAUUGUCCAUGCUCAUGAGUGUUACUUGGGUGACUAUGCCGACCGUGUGGAGACGUAUUUUCUAGACAACCUGCAGGAUUUCACCCCUCCGCUCGAUAGAUAUGAUGUCAUCUGGAUGCAGUGGGUGGCUUGUCACAUGACAGAUAAAGAUCUCCUGGAGUUCUUGAUGCGAGCGAAGGAGAGCCUGAGGCCAAACGGAGUCAUUGUUAUUAAGGAUAACAUGGCACGCCAGGGCUGUCGACUGGACCCUGCUGACAGCAGCCUCAUCCGCCACCUAGACAUCAUGAAGAGCAUCAUCCAGAAGGCUGGCCUCACCAUCCUGGACACGCAAAAGCAGGAAGGCUUCCCAGACAUCAUCGUGCCUGUGUGGAUGAUCGCCAUGCAGUGAGCUGCCACUUUGUCAGUAUUUCAGGGCUGUAAAACUUUUAAAGUAAUAAGAACCUUGUAGCAUAAUUUCUCUAUCUAGCAAUUUAUAAGCUUUGCCUGUAUGGCAUCACACACAUGCUUUCUAUCAUCUGCUCAUCUGUAGGCCUAAAAUUAUUUAAUUUAAUUUAUCAUCAUCAGAACAAUGAAAUUGUCCAUUUCACUUCAAAAUAUUAAAACAUUCCUUUGUGAGUGAGGUGUGAAUAUAGACAGAAACCAGUUAUGGCCUAGGAUGUCAGUAUUAAGUACUGAAGGGCCUCUUGGUCAUUUAAUGUUUGUUAAAAUCACUGAAUAAAAAAAUAAUUAUAUUGACCUGAAUAUUGACUUUAUA